Durusdinium trenchii is the source of this 1236-nucleotide messenger RNA. The record is from the annotation of a GenBank genome assembly. Lineage: Eukaryota; Dinophyceae; Suessiales; Symbiodiniaceae.
AUUGGAGGUCCUUUGUGCCCUUUCCACUUUUCAUACCACCCGCAAGAUAAGAACACCAUUUACUGUCUUAGUUUAUGACGCACAACAGCUUGCAAUGGUGGAUUAUUCUCGAUUUGACCAUAUCCAUACAUCAGACAGCGAAACUGAGGAGCCACCAUUGGUGGAUCCAGGCCCCCCUGCAAAUGUCAUGGAAGACCUGGAAGAUUACUUUCAUCGUUUAGAUGCCCGCCGAUCUGAAAUGGAAGCAGAGCUUGCCGGCACUGAGAACGAUGACAUGGCUGCAGAUAACGGUGGGCAUAUUUGCGAGAAAAGUGGUUUGUGCGACUUGCAUAUGCCAAUCCAAGGACCAAAGGUCAAUGCCAUCAGUGGAAAGAUUCAAUGAUGACGAUCUUGGCAUGCUUGUCCGCAAACGCUGUGAGUUUGCGUUGGAAUGUGCUAUAUGCCUAGCCGACGUGUUGGCCGGAGAGGAUACCAUUCAGUUGCCGUGUGCGGCCCGUCACGUGUUUCAUGAUGAGUGUGCCCGAUCGUGGCUUUCACGCAAUGUAACAUGCCCACUGUGCCGGGUGGAUGUGCGUGCGCUUAUCAGAUCACAGAGGCGAAUGGAUUUGGAGGCAGACGCGCUAGCUGCACCCGUUUCAGAUCCCCCAUCUCCUCGCAAUUCACCAAGAGCUUUUGGUUACACGCGCGACGGAGGAGUGAUAACACGGUACGAACCCAGGCCUCCAGCAGAGGUAGGGCGACCCCACUACAUUCCGGUGGACCUUCACCACGUUGCAGAAUUGGUUGAGGUGGAGUAUCCGGACAGGGGUACCGCACGUGUUUGGCGAGUUCCCCGUGGACUCUGAGGCAAGUAGUUGUCCCACCCCAAACAUGCACACCGCGGGGCAUGUCGGAGCGUUGGGAGACGAGCAAUGUACAGAUUAUAUAUGUACAAAUCAGCCUAGCGGCCUUUUUGUUCGUCAGCCCCUAGUAGCGUCCUUGCUCCUAGUAGUAAGGCCAGGAGCCCCUAGUAGCUUCUUGUUCCUAGUAGCGAUGCCCUUUGCUCCCAGUAGCGUCCUUAUGUUCGUAGUAUGUACAAAUCAGCCUGGAGGCCGAAAAGGCUUCGUUGAUCUCGAACCACCCACGCAUUGCAAAGAAGCAGCAGGAUGCACCACCGGAGCUUGACUGCCCUUGCAAUAGCGGCGGUGUGUGCUUUGUGUUGGGCAUGCAAGCCACGUGUGCCUCAGGCCAUUUGCA